Molecule: messenger RNA, 1337 nt
Organism: Hyaloscypha bicolor E
Lineage: Eukaryota; Fungi; Ascomycota; Leotiomycetes; Helotiales; Hyaloscyphaceae
Exons: 2
Coding region: 40-1209 (389 amino acids)
Biological process (GO): attachment of GPI anchor to protein; proteolysis; protein localization to cell surface
Cellular component (GO): GPI-anchor transamidase complex
Molecular function (GO): GPI-anchor transamidase activity
Source: RefSeq, a predicted model, not a curated record
CUCUCCUUCACAAUUCAACCACCAAACUAUAAAUCCAGGAUGAAGUUAUCCAGACUACUUCAAUUACCCCUAGCUCUCGCGCCGUUAUUGGCCCCAGUAGCAGCAGAACAUACCAGCAACUGGGCCGUCCUGGUGUCAACAUCCCGAUUCUGGUUCAACUACAGACAUCUUGCAAAUGUGCUCUCCCUCUACCGAACGGUCAAGAGACUUGGAAUACCCGAUUCACAAAUUAUCUUAAUGCUGCCCGAUGACAUGGCAUGCAAUCCCCGCAACGCUUUUCCAGGAACAGUCUACAGUAAUGCAGAUCGAGCGGUGGAUCUGUACGGAGAUAAUAUCGAGGUGGACUAUAGAGGCUACGAAGUUACAGUGGAGAACUUCAUUCGUUUAUUGACGGAUCGAGUCGGAGAAGAGAUGCCAAGGAGCAAGAGGCUGUUGACCGAUGAUCGAAGCAACAUCUUGGUGUAUAUGACUGGCCAUGGAGGAAACGAGUUCUUGAAGUUCCAGGAUGCGGAGGAAAUCAGUGCAUUUGAUUUGGCGGAUGCGUUUGAACAGAUGUGGGAGAAGAAAAGAUACCACGAAAUCCUCUUCAUGAUCGAUACAUGCCAAGCGAACACGAUGUACAGCAAAUUCUACUCUCCCAAUAUCAUCGCAACAGGAUCUUCGGAAAUUGAUCAGUCCUCAUACUCCCACCAUGCAGAUAACGAUGUCGGUGUUGCAGUUAUCGACCGAUACACAUAUUAUAACCUAGAUUUCUUAGAGACACAAGUCAGGGAGCCAAACAGCAAGAAGUCUUUGGGAGAUCUUUUUGACAGCUAUGAUGAGUCCAAAAUCCACUCUCACCCAGGCGUUAGAUGGGAUUUAUUCCCUGGUAAAGAGCAAGGGGGUCGAGAGAGACUCGUGAUGGAUUUCUUCGGCAAUGUACAGAAUGUGGAAGUCGAUAGUGUUGGAAAUGACACUGAAUGGAAGGAAGACUUACUUGCUCUUGGCAAGAAGAUUGCAGAGCUACGGGAACGAGCUGAAGCCGCAGAGGUGGCGGAGAAGAAUACCAACGUACCUAAUCCGUCCGUGGGUACCCAUACAUCGCGAAAGAUCAGAGCUGCGAAAGUCCAGGUUGACGACAAAUGGUGGGGAAAGAAAGCGGUUGGUGCUUGGGCUUUAGCAGGAUGCUCUAUGGUGUGGUUUCUGGGCACAUAUCUAGAGUCAUCAUAGAGUUUCGCCUUCUAUUUAUGCAAUUUGAAUUUCUAAGCCAAAUCUUCCCUUGGUCUGGACCAGUGUCAACGUGCCAGCGCUGCAUCUGCCAAGUCUAUUUACAUUUCGAAUCCAUUUUAUGAUCUUUU